GAAAAUGUUGAGCAGUAUCACGAUGAAUUUAGUUUGGGCUGUGAGGAAACCCUCCACUCCCGAGUGAUGAAGAAAGAAGAAUUCUACGUGGAGCGAAGUUUAGAAAUGCGAGCAGUUUAAUGAUUUGUUGCUCUUUACUUUUAUCAAGUCGUGGCCGGAUAAUUUCGUCAGCCUUUAUCACCCAACCUCUACCUGGAGAGCCGCGAGCCCAGUGAAAGCGAGGACAAUGACCGCAGCCAUCACUGCAGUUGACACCGAUUUCAAUCUGCCAGCGCCCUUGGCAGCUCCCGUGCUGGCUACUAGCUCUGCUACAGCACAACUACCAAGCGCACGAAAAAAUGAGGUGCGAGGCGAGGAGGGUGUUGCCAGUGCGAGUGGGCAAGACAAUGACUGCACGCCAGAAGAUGACAAAAAGAGCGAUGGUGCUGCUAGCGACGAUACUAUAGAGAGUAUCAGAAGCAUUGACGUAGAGCUAGAUAGCACUUCUAGAAGAAGACCAAGCGGCGAACGGAGUAGGGAUUUGCUCUCCAACGAAGAGGACAGUGUUGACCGUGAUGAUAGCGCUAAUGGUGCCGGCGUUGGGAUCGAGGACGACCGCAUCGUGAAAAGCGACGCUGCAGUGAAUCGGGAUGUAACGCUUUUCAUAGCAACAACUGCAACUGCUGGUUUACUUUCUACAAUUUUCUCCAGCUCGAGUAGUUCUUCCGCCGUCGUCGAACCACGUCGCACUCGCAUCAGCACCGGCGCCGCAGCCAGUAAUCCCUUCGUUCCGGACCCAGAAAACAUUCUGCGAAGCAAAAAUGGACCGCGUUUGGUUACCGACGUCGUUUCUGACUUUCCGCAUGCAGGAUACGAUGACGAGGGCUAUCGUAUACACGGAAAAAUGCCGCCGUUGCAAAACUGGCUUCCACUGGUAAGUCUAAGUGAAACAUGCUUAUAUAAUGCCCUUUGUUCCAUGAGCAUGACCAUGAGUUGAUGGUGCUUUUUUAAGCUACAUAUGCGGUUCUUGCAUGGAGCAUCAGAAUGAAAAUGACAAUCACGACAGGGGCAGGCUGGUUACACGAAAUGCGGACAACGGUUUUGGCAGACAGACGAUGGACAGCUUUUUGAAUACGAGCGAAAUGCCGACUCAUCUGACGGUCUUUCCCAUAAUUUCAUCGUAAUUCGCGAAAUCGAGAAAAACAAGAAGCUUACACCCAAAUUACCAAACUCUAUCCGGAGCGAAUGGCUCGCUGACGAUCUUCAGCACCACCAGCAGAAGCUGUCCAUAGAUGAAGACCGCGAAGAGGACUCCACCGGGGCUCGUGCUCGUCACGACAGGUCAUUGAGCGAGCAGAGCGUCGUGGGUGUUCGGGAAGAAGAUUCGGCUUCCCUUUCCGCAAUCACACCAGUGGCGCCUGAGGUGCUGCGGCAAGAAGGCGAUAACCGUGGUCUAAGUAUCGAGUCUGCCUCCGCCUCUCAUCGUCAUCCUGACAACAGCGCAUUUGCCACGAUGAUGCCGGACGAGCACCCGGCGGCGGUUUCCGCGGAGGAAGGGGAGUCUGCAACUCUUUCUUUUGGGGUCGGGGACAUCAAAACCAAAGCGAAUGAAAGCAAAAGCACGACUGCCAGCGGCGGGACCAGUCCAGAAGCGACCAAAUCCUUGUCUGGGGGGGCUGACAGCACAACCGUUCGCGCAAAAAACCGAUCCUGUUCGCGCGAGAGGCUGCAAGAGGCGCAGAGCUCUCUGCAAAAUGGGAAUGCUGAGCGCGACUACUGGCCAGGGCGCGGACACCAUCCCAGCGAAACGGCGCGUCUAACGGGAAGAUUCUACUCGAAGCCGGAUGGUAGUUUUUUUUAUGAUAUUUUGAGCUACCUUGAGUCUCAGUCGUAUGUGUCCUCGCACAAGCAAGAUCAUGGUUGUUGCCCAGCCGGCGUGUGAAGUAUUAACGCAGGCGUGACUGAAUCUCAGGUCGGGGCUUCGCUUUCCUUCGCGAGUGGAACACGGAGCGUGAGUUCUUCGUUCCCCCACCAGAACUCGAACGCCUCCAGCGGGAGCACCCAAACAUGCCAAGGCAGGCGGCAGUGUUUUUCGAAGUGAGACCAGACCGACACUAUUCAGGGAAAUUUAACGCGGUAAAUCUAUCCCUUCCCGACAACGAGUUGAACCACAUCGACGAGAAACGCCGCCUCUGGGAGAACAUUUCCCGCCUCGGCGAUAGAAACCGGCUUGCGGAUCCCGACCGGGCGUUGAUGACGCAUUCAAUCAUCAGUGGGACGAAGGGCGACCGGGCCUUUCCGCCCCAGCUCUUCGUGGACGACCAGGCGCAGAAGGGGGAAUUGCACGAAACCAUGGCGCAAUUACAAGCGCAAGGCUUCCAAACUCCGUCGAUCACGGAAAAAGCCAGUUUUCCGAACUUCAACUGGUUCCAGGAUGUCGACAUUCUCAUCCCACCGCCCGCGGACUUUCACGGAACCGGAAAUCUUCAGCCACCCGAGCUGAGUAAGGAGGAGGAACAGCACUGGGUCCACCGCUGCGUGCAAAUUUUAGCUGCCGCAGUGACGCCGUACUGGCAGGAAAUCGACGCAGAUGGGUGCCCAGUGAUGGAUGAAAGCGGCCGGCCGAAGCUGAAGAGCUCCACCCGGUGUCUGAUAACCUCCGCUACCGGCUUCGCCCAGCAUCCGUAUUGCCAGCAGAAGAUCAGCUUGCACAUCGUCUGGCCGGAUUGCGUAAUCGACAAGGAGCGUGCGAGGAAGUUGUGGCAACUCGCGGUGAAUGCUGCAGGGGAGAUCAAAAUGACGCCUCUCAACAAGCCCGGUUCGAAUCCCAUAUCCGAACAAGUACAUGCUGCCUCAUCCUCUUCAAGCGCUACUUCGGCGAGUAGCAGCUCUACUUUGAAGCGACCGGCGGGAGGACCAGCGGCCACUGUUCCCGUGGACGAGCAGAUCGUGGAUUGGACAACCGUAUUCGACAAAGGCUCCUCGCACGGAGAUUCCCUGCGAAUGAUGUACGCGGACAAAUGGAACAAGCAGGACUUGAAGUACGAGGGUCGCCGGAAGAUGCCGUACGGUUUGUACGAAGUGACCUUGACGCGGAAGCCGGAAGAUUUCGCUAUGAAGUUGCUGAAGGGCCCGACGGAUUUGCAGGAGAAGGAGUGGCUGGAUUUGGCGUCGAUACGAGUCUCGCAGACGAAGAAGCUAGUGGAACUCUGGUAUAAUUUUUCAAAAAUAAACCAAUGGUUUUGGUUUAUUUGUGAUGGCGAGUUGGCGUUGGGGUAUUUCAGGUUUGAUUUUAGGAUUUUGCAUGCGAUGAAGAAACAUGAAGCUGCAUUGAAUUCACAAAAACACAGCUUGCCCACCGACACAGUGAUCCAGAAGUUGACAGAGCGAGCUAACCGUCCGACAGCCCGCGACAUGGCCCGCUUCAAGGACAUGCUAGAGCAAAAGCGAAGAAAAACGAAACAAAGCGCAACAUGUACCGGGGCCAACAGCGUCGAGCUCGGGCAGCCAAAAGUGAAUGUGAGGCAACUACCUGAGCCUGCAGCUACUUCCAGUUCUAGUUCCAGUAGUAGCACCGCCCGAGGACCACCUCUGCCCAUCUUAAAAUCCCGCCGCGAGGUGGAGGAGAAGGAGAUGAUUGGCGUGGCCGGCUACGGUCGCAAGCGACGUUCCAGGUCCUCGUCACGCAGACGUAGCAGGAGUCGCAAACGAAGCAGGAGGGACGACCGAGACGUCGACAAACGGCCCCCGAUCCUUCGACCCGCGAUGAACAGUAGACCACCAACAGCCCGCGGUCGUACAAUCGUGGGGAGCAACGGUGGUGGCAAGCGAAAGCCGAAGAGGUCGCGGACCCCGAGACGUGGUCGCGUUGGGAAAGAUGGUGAUCACUACGGUAAAGGGAAAGGCAGGGGGAGACGAGACCACAGGUCCUGUAGUUCCAGAGACAAUUACCGCCAACAUAAUUACGGGAGCUGCAAAGGCCGUCGUCGCUCGCGCGAGCGCGACUACGAGGACGAUUUCGAGGCGAAGGGCAAAGGAAAGACAGGCAAGGGUAAGCACGGAAUGUACGGUUACCCAAAUGACGAGCGGGCAGAAUGGAGCUCAAGUUCGGCUUCUGCAGCCAAUCACAACGGAUGGUAUGGCGCUUCAAGUCGGGAUUUGAACAAGAAUCAAUCGUCAUUCGAACAAUUUGACGCCGCCGUACCAAUUCAGUACCGGAUGCAUGUGGCAGCCUGCAACCUGAAUACGCAGACGAACACGUGCGACUUGCGGGCCGUUCUUUCGAAAGAAGGAGGUGUGGAUUUGUGCUUCCAAAUGACGUUUGAAGGUACGUAUGUUUUUCUAUCUACAAUUUACCCUAGCUUGUGCUUGCAUUGCCUGCUUUUUAUGAAUCCCGACAAAGCUAUGUCUUUCCUUCUAGUUCAUUCACCAUGCCACUAUAAACUAGGUCUCCUAGAUGCGAAGCCCCUGAUCAAGCUGUCCGACGCUACGGCUUCGUUUGCGGCGCUUGCCUUCGGCCUUGCGAUCUUGCUGCAGAAAGAAACCCACGCGUUCAGGAAGAAGCAGCCCGUCGGGAUUGCGGUCCACACCGACAACAAUUCGCUGUUGUCCAUGAUGAACAACAAGGCCAAGACCCACCCGCCGGGCUCCCAGGAACUCCGCGACUUGCUUCGUGACAUGAAGUUCGAGGACAACUUCCAGCUGCAAGCCUGUGAAGAGAGGAAGGGGACGAACAUCGCGAAACAAGUGAAGGAUGGCGAGCGCGCGGACGUGGAGUGCGUGAGGCAGGCGUUGUUGAGCGGGCUCAAGUACCAAGGCUCCGCAUUUUCAUACUCCAACAUGCACCAGAACCAUCCGAGGAGGUGCUGAAACAGAAUGUUGUAUCGAUCACCUUCCGAACAGUAGACCAUCAGUAGCAAGAGUCCAGGUCGGAGGUCUACCGCCCUGUUCAUGCAGAGCCAAGGCUUUUCUAUGUGCUUUUCCUAUUUUGCGGUCACGUUUAACCACUUCGUACGUCAUCCUCAUUUUGGUAGAGUUGCUCUGUCUCUCCCCCGUGUACCUUUCUGCAGCUACGUAAUUUCAAGAUUGUAGUUGUGCAUUCCUUGCUCCAGGUCCUCUGCGAAUUUUAUGCCUUAGUGCCCUCUGGGUUAUGCAGUGAAACAGCAAUAAGUAUCAUCGCGCUUUUGGUUUUCAAAUGAUUACUUUGAGUCUGAAACUGAAUCUUCUGAAAUAACACUGUAUGUAUCAGAAUCAGCAUACGCCUUCACACGAUGUAGUAGAGUCUCCAAGCAACUUAGUGUUCUACUUCCUCUUGAGAAAUUUAGUAUCUCC
Molecule: messenger RNA, 5310 nt
Organism: Amoebophrya sp. A120
Lineage: Eukaryota; Dinophyceae; Syndiniales; Amoebophryaceae
Source: the annotation of a GenBank genome assembly